ACUAGUCACUUCUCACUUGAGUUAAACUCAAAAAACAAUUUUUUCUCUGAGUUUAGAGAGAAGGGGAGAGAUGAAAAAUCUGAACUUGAAGUAGGAAUACGUGUUGGUCUCUCUCUUUAUAACACCAUUUCAUUUCUUUGGUUUUUGGUUCCUAUCAUUGUUAUCAUGGGGUUUUGAUUUAGUUAAGAAUCUCCAGUUAUGGAAACCUGAGAUUCUCAGAUCUCUGUUUUUUUGAUCAGUUUAUGUUGUUUGUUUUUGAUUUUUUUUUCAGUUCUAUGUGAUGUAAUCAUCACUAUCUGAUUCAACAACAUUAUCAUUUCAUAAAGAGAAAAAACCCAAAAAAUUUUCCUUCACUUUCUCGAGAACGUUUGAGUCUUUUCUCAUUUCUAAUAAAACCCAUUUGGUUUUUAGAUCUCUAGAUCUGUUUCCUUUUUUGUAAAGAUCAAAUUUUUUAGUUUCUAGAUCUGGGUUCGUCCUCUUCUUUGUUUUUUUUAGAAGUUUUUGAAUAAAAAUGAAUUAUUUCCCUGAUGAAGUAUUAGAGCAUAUUUUCGAUUUUGUAACAUCACAAAGAGACAGGAACUCAGUGUCUCAAGUGUGCAAACCAUGGUACAAAAUCGAAAGUACUAGCAGGCAAAAGGUUUUUGUAGGGAAUUGUUAUGCAAUUAGUCCUGAGAGAGUGAUUGAGAGGUUUCCAGGUUUGAAAUCUAUCACUUUGAAAGGAAAGCCUCAUUUUGCCGAUUUUAAUUUGGUUCCUCAUGAUUGGGGAGGCUUUGUUUAUCCAUGGAUUGAAGCUUUUGCAAGGAAUAAUAUGGGGUUAGAGGAGCUCAAGUUGAAGAGGAUGAUAAUAUCCGAUGAGUGCUUGGAGCUGAUUUCAAGGUCUUUUGCCAAUUUCAAGUCCUUGGUUCUUGUUAGUUGUGAAGGCUUCAGCACUGAUGGCCUUGCUGCUAUUGCUUCUAAUUGUAGGUUUCUGAGGGAGCUGGACCUGCAAGAAAAUGAUGUCGAGGAUCAUAGAGGCCAUUGGCUUAGCUUCUUUCCUGACACUUGUACUUCUCUUGUAUCACUUAAUUUUGCGUGUCUCAAAGGAGAUGUCAAUUUAGCAGCUCUUGAGAGACUUGUAGCUAGAUCUCCUAAUCUGAGGAGUUUGAGGUUAAAUCAUGCCGUGCCACUUGAUAUACUUCAAAAAAUAUUGAUGAGAGCACCUCAUUUAGUGGAUUUAGGUGUAGGGUCUUACGUGCACGAUCCAGAUUCUGAGACCUAUAAUAAAUUAGUGACUGCUCUUCAAAAGUGUAAGUCAGUCAAGAGUUUGUCAGGGUUUCUGGAGGCUGCUCCUCAAUGCCUAUCAGCUUUUCAUUUAAUUUGCCCGAACCUGACUUCCUUGAACCUAAGCUAUGCUCCAGGAAUUCAUGGGACCGAGCUCAUAAAGCUAAUUCGUCGCUGCAGGAAACUCCAGCGCUUAUGGAUACUGGACUGCAUUGGAGAUGAAGGAUUAGAAGUUGUAGCUUCCACUUGCAAAGAUUUGCAGGAAAUAAGGGUCUUUCCUUCUGAUCCAUUUGUUGGGAAUGCAGCUGUGACUGAAGUGGGCUUGGUUGCUCUUUCAAGUGGUUGCCCCAACCUUCACUCAAUCCUAUACUUCUGUCAGCAGAUGACCAAUGCAGCCCUCAUAACUGUAGCUAAGAACUGCCCCAAUUUUACCCGUUUCAGGUUGUGCAUCCUUGACCCCACAAAACCGGACACUGAUACCAAUCAGCCAUUGGAUGAAGGUUUUGGGGCUAUUGUUCACUCAUGCAAGGGGCUCAGGCGGUUGUCAAUGUCUGGUCUGCUGACCGAUAAAGUUUUCCUCUACAUUGGAAUGUAUGCCGAGCAGCUUGAAAUGCUUUCUAUUGCAUUCGCUGGGGACACUGACAAGGGAAUGCAGUAUCUAUUGAAUGGUUGCAAGAAACUUCGCAAGCUUGAGAUAAGGGACUGCCCUUUUGGUAAUGCAGCACUUUUAAUGGACGUGGGAAAGUAUGAAACAAUGCGAUCCCUUUGGAUGUCAUCCUGCGACGUUACACUUGGAGGCUGCAAGUCCCUUGCGAAGAAGAUGCCGAGGCUUAAUGUGGAGAUCAUAAAUGAAAGUGACCAGAUGGAUAUUACCGCUGAUGAUAGGCAAAAAGUAGAGAAGAUGUUCUUAUAUCGGACUUUGGCAGGGCGAAGGAAAGAUGCACCAGAGUUCGUGUGGACUUUAUAGGUGAAUCUAGGGUGUGUGUUUUUGGCCCUACCUGGCAUUUCUUUGUUAUUAAGUAGUAGUACUUUGUUUAGGCCAGCUCCAGCUGAUUUUAUGGAUUUUUUAGCCUGUUGGUGUUCUAGUGGCAUGCUACUAUUUUUUAAUUUGUAAGAGAUUUGCUACUUUGUACUUGGAUGUUUUUAUAAAUACAUAACUGUGCUAGUAUUGGCAUGAUCAGCCAGUUCCAUCAGGAAUUGGAUUCUCAA
Populus euphratica (Euphrates poplar) is the source of this 2469-nucleotide messenger RNA. RefSeq names its product protein AUXIN SIGNALING F-BOX 2-like. The record is from RefSeq and is a predicted model, not a curated record. Gene Ontology annotation, biological process: SCF-dependent proteasomal ubiquitin-dependent protein catabolic process. Gene Ontology annotation, molecular function: protein binding. Gene Ontology annotation, cellular component: SCF ubiquitin ligase complex. The transcript has 3 exons. NCBI's taxonomy places the organism in Eukaryota, Viridiplantae, Streptophyta, Magnoliopsida, Malpighiales, Salicaceae. The coding region runs from base 512 to 2227 and encodes 571 amino acids.